UACUACUCGGAGAGAGGCACUGAGCACGACCCAUCGUGACGCAGACACAGACACGGUUCCAACCCCGUCGUCCCGUCUUUUCUCCCGUCUCUUCCCCAACCCGACAAGCGCGCAGCAAGUCUUUUCUUUCCCCCCCUCCUCUCCUCCGCCGGAACUCUUUCUAGCUCGGCUUCGGCCUUUGGGACUGAGACUGCGCAUCCCAUAGCGUCCGCCCCCCUCUCUCCCCUACUGCGGGUAUGGAUCAGGAGUCCACUUAAAAAUCCCGGCGCUUCCACCACCCACCUCAUGCGUCGUCGGUAGGGGGCGUAUUUCCAAUCUCUUUAGGCUCUACCAACCUUGGAUUCUUCCCGGGUCUCGCUGCUUCCCGUGAUCGGCCGCAUUGUGUUCCGGCCGGGGUGUCCUUGGAGCUAGCCUCUUUGGAGUGGCCUGCGGCUGCGGGAGUGGUAAUUAGUUUCUACUUCGAGGAAGUAGCCUUCUUUCCGUGGGGGCUCAAUGGCGAACGACGGCGAGCAGUCCGCGGUCGCUGCCUCAGCCGAGCCUGACCUGGAGCGGGGGCGCGUUGCCGCCGGCGGCGGCGGAAGGCGACUGGGCGGGCAGAGCUCCGGGGAGGAGGAGGAAGGGGAGGGGAGCCAGCGCUUAUCGGACGCCGAGGACCGGUCGUGGCACUCGCGCCAGAACUCCGCCGCGGCCGAGGACCGCGCCUCGACGUCCGCGUCCGUCCGCUCCGGCGCUGGUGGCGCAGGGGACGGGGAAGGCGAGGCCGCGGCCGGGCGCGAGCGGAAGUCGUGCGUGUCGGAGUGCUCGCUGGACGACGUGGACCUGGAGGCCGGGCCGGCGGCCGAGAUCACCAAGGCCAGCCCCGACAAGGACGAGAUGAACUGCCGCAUCUGCCACCUGGGCCUCGAGAGCGCCGCGGCCGAGUCCGGCGCCGGCAUCGUGCUCGGCUGCUCCUGCAAGGACGACCUCUCCUGCGCCCACAAGCAGUGCGCCGAGACCUGGUUCAAGAUCAGGGGCAACAAGAUCUGCGAAGUCUGCGGCUCGACGGCGUGCAACGUGGUUGGUUUCGGCGAUGCGGAGUUCAUGGAGCAGUGGAACGAAUCAGGCAACUCGGCAGGCCCUCAAGCGCCGGCGAACGAGACGCGGAGGUUCUGGCAAGGCCACCGGUUCCUCAACUUCCUCCUGGCCUGCAUGGUGUUUGCCUUCGUCAUAUCCUGGCUCUUCCACUUCAACGUCCCCGGAUGAGCCCCCGUCGCGCGCCGAAUUGUUAAUAAAAGAACGUUGAAGCCAUUGCUGCUGGCAGAAAUGGCGGGUGUUGUCGGGUCAAAAACUUGAAAAGCAAUCUGGGUGGACGUGAGCCGAAGAGCUGGGUGACCAUUGGUGAAGUGGAGGUGAAAUAUUUGGUGCAUGAUGUCGUUAGUUUUGUAGAAAGUUGGUGGUGUUGCGCCUGGAAGAGACGGAAGAGGGGCAAAUUUAUUGGGAAAAUGGGGGGCAUGGUGCGCACCAUGCAUUGUGAUUCUCAUGCUGGGUGGCUUAAAUUAAAUAUUGUUAGCAAGGUUUGAA
Hordeum vulgare subsp. vulgare (domesticated barley) is the source of this 1560-nucleotide messenger RNA. RefSeq lists its product as uncharacterized. Gene Ontology annotation, molecular function: zinc ion binding. Bases 493 to 1242 code for a protein of 249 amino acids. The transcript has 3 exons. NCBI's taxonomy places the organism in Eukaryota, Viridiplantae, Streptophyta, Magnoliopsida, Poales, Poaceae. The record is from RefSeq and is a predicted model, not a curated record.